CCCCCUCCUACCGACACUUGACUCAACCUUGCAAGCAAGUGUGUGUGUGCGCGCCCCCAUCCGCCGCCCCGCUAACUUCCCUAGCGAAUAACAAAUACCCAUAAAGUCCCCGACGCGCAGCCCCCCUCCCCCACCCCGCGGGCAGCGCACUAUGCUGCUCGGGUGGGCGUCCCUGCUGCUGUGCGCGUUCCGCCUGUUCCUGGCCGCAGCCAGCCCCGGCGCGGCACCUGCCCAGGAUAAAGCCGGGCAGCCUUGGGCUGCUGCAGCAGCCGCCCAGUCCCGCCAGCGGCAGGGGGAGGCGGCGCAGGAGCGGGCAGAGCCUACCAGCCAUCCGCACCCCCUGGCACCGCAGCGCAGGAGCAGCGGGCUGGUGCAGAACAUCGACCAACUCUACUCUGGAGGCGGCAAGGUGGGCUACCUCGUCUACGCUGGUGGCCGGAGGUUCCUCUUGGAUCUGGAGCGGGAUGGUUCGGUGGGCGCCGCUGGCUUAGUGCCCUUAGAAGGCGGACCGAGCGCGCCCUGGCGCCAUCGCGGCCACUGCUUCUACAGGGGCACGGUGGACGGCAGUCCCCGUUCUUUGGCUGUCUUUGACCUCUGUGGGGGUCUCCAUGGCUUCUUCGCAGUCAAGCACGCGCGCUACACCCUGAAGCCGCUCCUGCGCGGACCCUGGGCGGAGGCAGAGGCCGGGCACUUGUACGGGGAUGGGUCCGCGCGGAUCCCGCACAUGUACACCCGGGAGGGCUUCAGCUUCGAGGCCCUUCCGCCGCGCGCCAGCUGCGAGACUCCCGCAUCCCCUGCAGGGCUCAGCGAGCGCCUCUCGGCGCACAGCAGCCCUAGCCAACGAACAGCUCUGGCCUUGCAGUUGUCUGGCCAGUCCACGCUCUUGCCCUCCGGGAACCCAGGACCGCAGACGUGGUGGCGGCGGCGUCGCCGCUCCAUCUCCAGAGCCCGCCAGGUGGAGCUGCUCCUGGUGGCUGACGCUUCCAUGGCACGGAUGUAUGGCAAAGGGUUGCAGCAUUACCUGAUGACCCUGGCCUCCAUAGCCAACAGGCUGUAUAGCCACGCCAGCAUUGAGAACCACAUCCGCCUGGCCGUGGUGAAGGUGGUGGUGUUGGGCGACAAGGACAAGAGCCUGGAGGUGAGCAAGAAUGCAGCCACCACCCUCAAGAACUUUUGCAAGUGGCAGCACCAACACAACCAACUGGGAGAUGACCAUGAGGAGCACUACGACGCGGCCAUCCUGUUUACUCGAGAGGAUUUAUGUGGGCAUCAUUCUUGUGACACCCUGGGGAUGGCAGACGUUGGGACCAUAUGUUCUCCGGAGCGCAGCUGUGCUGUGAUUGAAGACGAUGGCCUCCAUGCAGCUUUCACUGUGGCUCAUGAAAUUGGACAUCUACUUGGCCUCUCCCAUGAUGAUUCCAAAUUCUGUGAAGAGAACUUUGGUUCCACAGAAGAUAAGCGCUUGAUGUCUUCCAUCCUAACCAGCAUUGAUGCAUCCAAGCCCUGGUCCAAAUGCACCUCAGCCACCAUCACAGAAUUCCUGGAUGAUGGCCAUGGUAACUGUUUACUGGACCUACCAAGAAAGCAGAUCCUGGGCCCUGAAGAACUCCCCGGACAGACUUAUGAUGCCACCCAGCAGUGCAACCUGACUUUCGGGCCCGAGUACUCCGUGUGUCCGGGCAUGGAUGUCUGCGCUCGCCUGUGGUGUGCCGUGGUGCGCCAGGGCCAGAUGGUGUGUCUGACCAAGAAGCUGCCGGCUGUGGAAGGGACUCCGUGUGGGAAGGGGAGGAUCUGCCUACAGGGCAAAUGUGUGGAUAAAACCAAGAAAAAGUACUAUUCAACAUCAAGCCACGGCAACUGGGGGUCCUGGGGACCCUGGGGCCAGUGUUCUCGCUCCUGUGGGGGAGGAGUCCAGUUUGCCUAUCGCCACUGCAAUAAUCCUGCACCCAGAAACAGUGGCCGCUACUGCACAGGGAAGAGGGCCAUCUACCGCUCCUGCAGUGUCGCUCCCUGCCCGCCCAAUGGCAAAUCUUUUCGUCAUGAGCAGUGUGAGGCCAAAAAUGGCUAUCAAUCUGAUGCAAAAGGAGUCAAAACCUUUGUGGAAUGGGUUCCCAAGUAUGCAGGAGUCCUACCAGCAGAUGUGUGCAAAUUGACCUGCAGAGCCAAAGGCACUGGCUACUAUGUAGUCUUUUCUCCCAAGGUGACUGAUGGUACUGAAUGUAGGCCAUACAGUAAUUCCGUCUGUGUCCGGGGGAAGUGCGUGCGAACCGGCUGUGAUGGCAUCAUCGGUUCAAAGCUACAGUAUGACAAGUGUGGUGUAUGUGGAGGAGAUAACUCCAGUUGUACAAAGAUUGUUGGAACCUUCAAUAAAAAAAGUAAGGGUUACACUGACGUUGUGAGGAUCCCUGAAGGGGCAACGCACAUAAAAGUUCGACAGUUCAAAGCCAAAGACCAGACCAGAUUCACUGCCUACUUAGCCCUGAAGAAGAAAAAUGGUGAGUACCUUAUCAAUGGGAAGUACAUGAUCUCCACUUCAGAAACCAUCAUUGACAUCAAUGGGACAGUCAUGAACUACAGUGGCUGGAGCCAUCGGGAUGACUUCCUGCAUGGUAUGGGCUACUCCGCCACGAAGGAAAUUCUCAUAGUGCAGAUUCUUGCAACAGACCCAACUAAAGCAUUAGAUGUCCGUUACAGUUUUUUUGUUCCCAAGAAGUCCACUCAAAAAGAAAAUGCUGUCACCAGUCAUGGCAGCAAUAAGGUGGGGUCACAAACUCCACAGCUGCAGUGGGUGACGGGCCCCUGGCUCGCCUGUUCCAGGACCUGUGAUACAGGCUGGCACACCAGGACCGUGCAGUGCAAGGAUGAGAACCGAAAGUUAGCAAAGGGAUGUCUUCUCUCUCAGAGGCCUUCUGCAUUUAAACAAUGUUUGCUGAAGAAAUGUUAGUCUGUGGUUAUGGCCUUAUGCGCAAAGGUAACUGGAGGAUUCAUCACUAAAACAGUUGUGGUGAACAAGAGGUCUACCCGAUGCACCGGAAGUCAUGCUUCAGUGAGUGUCCUUGUCAACAGGAGUUGAAUUAUGGGCAGGAUCAGCUCUAUAGGACCAAAUGAAUAUGUGCACUGCUUCAUGUGACAAUGGUGACCUUGGAAUAUAGAAGAACUUGGGAGUUACUGAGCAUUCCCUGGGUCUACAAGGAUGAAAAAGCACACUGACGAAUGUAGAAUCUGGGGACAUUUGAAGAUGACAGAGCAACUCCCCCUUGUCACCUACCUCUUACAGAAUGUCUUUAAAGGCAUCAUAAUCAUUUUCACCCAUAAUACACAGUAGCUUAUUUUUACUGUUUGUAAAUAUUUUCUCAGUUGGUAUGUCACUUUAUAUCACCUGGUUCUAUUAAAAUGUCUAUGUUUAUAUUUCUAUAAAAAAUGUGUUUGACCAAAGUAGGUCUGCAGCUAUUUCAACUCCUUUCAGUUUCCAGAAAAAGCUGUGGAUGUUUUACUGGAAAUUAAGAACUUGCUGCUGUUUUAACAACAUUUAGUAUCUUGUCUGACUACAGGAGAUACAAUUUUCAUUAAAAAAAACAAUUCUGAUGGCAAGCAUCUUUUGAGAAAUUCUAAAAAGAAAAAAAGAUCUCAGUGUGUCUAGUCAUUGACAUAUGCAGAUCCAUUUACUUAAACUUUGACUGCCUGCACUUUUUUGGGCAGUCAAUCAAAUUAAUAUGUAAUUAGUAUAUAGACAUAGUGUUUGCCUGUGUAUGUGUGUGUGUGUGUGCAUAUGUGAUCAGUAUUCAAGAGUCUAAAAAUCAGGAUUUUUGUGCUGAAAUUUGAAAGAAAAAUUAACAUAAUUCAAUGUGUUUUCAACUUAUAUUCUCCUGACUUCAUACUCUUUCUGUUGCUCCCAUCACAUCUCACAAUGUGUGAUAUACAUACAAAACACACAGCCAAGAAUUUUCUGCCAUGUCCAACAUCCUCAAUACUGGUAUACCUCUUACCAGCAAGCCUUCAAUAUGUGUUGACUUUAACUUGUUUGUUUUAUUCAAAGGUUCUGUAAGACUGACAAUGUUUUGGACUUGUUAUUGACCAUUUAAUAGGAAUAUUAAAGAUGACUUGGUAGUUGGCCACCUCUAGAAGUAGUUACCAUCAUUAAUGUGGUUAAUGAAAAGAAAAAAAGUGAUUAACAUUAAUAAGACUGUUUCCACACCAUAGGCAAUACUUUCUUAGAAACAAUUUUAAUGCAAGUAUAUUUUAUGCUAAAGUUUAUUUUUAUUUAGAAACCACUUGGUUGUAUCAGCAAGUAUUUGAGUGAUGAAAUGUAAUGAUUUUCAUAAAGUUGGGAUUUUUAUUUAUAUAGUCUGUUCUAGGUAAGUUAUACAUUUGAAUAGUUACAGAUUGAAUUUUUUUUAAUAAUCAUUGGUAUAAAAAUCUCUUUAGAUGGUAAAUUCUAUUCCCCCUUCCAAGAUUAGAAAACUGAGGUUUAUCAUUUUAUUGGAAUUAUUUUUUCUUUAUGAAAUACCACAAAGCCAAUUUUUUAAAAUAAAAUUUUAUAAUAAUCAUACCAAAAGUGCCUAUUGUUAAAGACUUGCAUGUAUAGAUUUGGGAACCAUUCUCUGCGUUCCAUUACGCUCAUGAGAGUUUAUUUUUAUUAUAAAAUACUUUUAAUAUAAGAGAAUUAUAUCAUUUCUCUCACAUAGCAUACUCAUUUCAGUAGGCCAAAAAAUGGAUGCUACACUGUUUUAAGUAUGUACUUUAAAAAUUAUUUUGAAAUUAAGCCUAUACAAUACUGGUAAACUAUAUUUUAUGAAAAUCACCACGUAGCAAGGACAGGGAACAAGGAAAUAGUUUUGUUUUGUUUUGUUUUUAAUUACAAAUACACUGACUAUCUGUGCAAAGAGAAUUAACAGAGAGGAAAUGUUACUUUCUAAAAUUUUGAAAAUAGUUUUAAUCAAGUAACUCAAAUGUGAAAUUUAUUUUCAUCUUUCGUGAUUACAUAGCCCCAAUAACAUUAAAAAGUAAUUGAAGAGCUAAUAUGGUAGUCUCCUACUCUGCUUCUCUCUAUUGUAUUUAUCGAUAUUUAAUAUGAUUUAUGAGUGAUUGAUUAUUCUUUAAAAUAAUGAAAUUUUCCACUUCUUGUUGAAGUAGUUCUAGAUAGUUUAGAUUAGAUAAACCAUGAUUUUAAGGAGUUUACUCUUUUUUGUAUAACUAGAUUGACUGAGGAAUGUAUGUCUAAACAUUCGAGAAAAAUGGUGGACUAGAAGUCAAAAUUCAGAGAAAUGGAGUGUAAAGUGGAUAUGAAGAAUGACACGCACAGGGAAAAUACUAACAUUCUAAUUCUGUCCAGUUUGACUUUGUACUGUCUUUCACCUUUUCAUAGUUGCAUCUUGAAUAUAUUUUAAAAAAAUCUAGGAUUCAAGAUGCUAGGGUCUACUUCUCAAAAAUAAAUAUGUAAACAAAAAUGCUCAGGUUCACAAGGAUCUAAUCUCACUUACAUAACUAAGUGCCCAUAAUGUCAGUACAAAAGGAGCUCAGAGGAAAAUAACGUUUCUUCUAGAACAGAAAAGAAGACAUGAUCCCUGCCUUGUUGUUGUUUAGAGGUAAAAGGGUAUCAUUAUAAUUUAUUCAACAAAUCCCGUUUCAUUUGCCUUCCUGUGGAAACAGUUUUAUCCCAUUUAACUAAGAAUUAAGGGAUAAAUCACAAACAAUAAAAAGUUGCAGCACUGAAAAAAAGUAAUUUAUUGUUUUUGCAACUGGUAUGUGAACUUGUGUGAUAAAAUUAUUUAUUCUUAUUUAACAAAAAUAUGUGCAAAUUCUUCUAUAUUUAAAAUGUUUUGCUGUUGUCCUACUUUUUAAUUUAUGCUUUAUGUUUGUGUAUAAAGUAUACUUUGUGAGUUUACAUAUUAUACGGCACUGGUUGCUUUUGUAUUUUUUUACAGAAAGCUUUCUGCAUGAAACAGGUGUAUAUGUGUAUAUUCCUCAUGUAUCUUUAUUCUGAUACUAUCACUUCUCUUUCUAAGGAUAUUUUCAAUUUAAACUGUCAUGACUAGUAGUGUUCAUUACUUGUAGCUAUGUUAACAGAUCUUUAACAUCCCAUUAACAAACACUGUUUUUUCCAAGUCACAGGUAAGAAAAAUGCUUAUUGAAUCAAACAUGGUGCAAGUUUGAAACUUGGUGGAUACAUAGCCUAGAAGCUUCCCGUAGACACUAAGCCAUAAUCAUAAGUCAAGGUUAUUCAGUUCACUAAUAAACGUGAAUAAAGAGCUGUUGGUGAUAGGAAAGUUGCAUGUAUAAAACCUCCAAUAUAAAUGAUAAUAAAACCAAAUAUUUUCUUUUGCUGCUUGAGAAACACUCCUUAAACUUAAUAUUAUUCAGACUCUAAUGUCUGUAGAAUUCUAUAAAACAGCACAAGCAAAGCAGAUGUGCAUGAUUCAGAUGUUGGAAGACAUUACUAUUUCCAUAAAUAUGGGGUGCCCAGUAAUAGAAUGUGACUUUGUAUUACUAAAAUUCAAGUCCGUGAAAUGUUGAUGCGACUUGGGACAGCAGGGAUACUGCUGAUGGCAUCAGCUUGCCUCCGACUAUGAAUUCUCAGUCUAAUCCCAGCAACAAGACAAAGUGGGCCUACAGCACGCUCUACCAUGUCUGCCAGUUUCUGAUGUUUCCUCAUUUGCUCCUUUUUGUUAACAGGAUCACCGUAAUAGCUUAGAUGAGGACAGCCGCCAGAAUCAGAAGUCCAGGGUUUGUGUUGUCUUAGAGUUCACACUUUGUGAUAUAAGAUUGAAUUUAAUAACAACCACAUUUUGCUGGCAGUCUAGGACUCAGUGUGAAACCUCAUUGACAUAAUUGCUGAUGAUUGCCAGUCUCUUUAUGGUUACACUUGAGACCAUGCAAAUAUAUUUCUGAAUAUUUUAAAACCACAAAAUUGGAAAAAACGUGAGUAUUGAAAUGUAGUUAUACAAAGAUGCAAUAGAACCAAAUUCGAGGUGCUUUAUCAUUUAGUCACACGGAGAAAGAACUUGUAAAUUUUACUAUUAUUUUUCUUAUCUUCCAGCUACUUAUAGUUUUAGAAAAACAAACAGGUAGAUUGACUUAACUGACUAGUCCACUGAAGGAAAACAAUCUUCCUAAUAUUUCUCUGCUAGCAUGAACUAAAAACUGACAUCAAGUUACAUCAUCAUGAAGCACAUAAGUCUAUAAUGCAUGAUGUGUUCUGUUCAAUUGGUGCAUGAAAACACAUUGCCAUACAAAACCGUGCAGUAGUCAGCCACAAAAAGUCAAUAUGCAGAUGGUAUUCAGAUCAGCAAAGCAUUCCAUUUGGUAAAUACCUCUUUUGGGCAAUGAUAUUCUCAGUGCAGGAUUUUCGGGAAAAAUAAUGGAACGUGCUAUUAGAAGACAUUGGUGUUGAUAAGGAAUUAGACUUUAACAUGACGUUAGUUAACCCAGUUUAUUGCACCCUACUAAUAUACCAGCACUUUAGUAAUUAAGUUUUCUGUUAAAAAUACCUAUCUUGACUCCACAAACUAGACCAUGUGGACUGCCUAGAUCAAAUGAAAAAAUAAAUGGUGAUUCAUUGUCCUAUAUGGAACUGCCACAUCAAAGUGACCCAAAGUCUAACACUGUGAGGAUAACUGUGAUUUUUAAAUAAUUAAUAUUCCUUUGGCACAUCCAAUGAAUAAUUGUAAAUGUUACUGAGGUGCUAACAUCUUCAAUGAUCAACUAUUAAAUGUGGUAUUUCUGAAUUACUAAUUUUUUCCUAUGUGAUUUUAUAGUUUUCAAGUACUUGUAAGCUCUGUGUCAAGGUUGGGCACAACUUGAUAUUCAGAGUUUAUGAAAUAAGCAUGUUCAGUGAUCAUUCCAAUCAACAGUGGUCCGUGAGAUAAACGUGUACAUCUGAGGACAUUUAAGGUGCCAUCAAACUUGAAGAGCAUCAGAUCAGAGAAGCAGAGCUUUAUAUGAGUCAUAUUUCAGGAUCUAUUAAGGCCUCAUCCUCAUUCACACUUGUAUAUAUUUGGCCUGAGGUUUUUGGUUUUUUUUAAGCUUUGCAAUAUUUUAUGAUCAUAGUAAACAAUGACUGUAUCUCAGCCUUUUGUUUAACAACUCAUGAUAUAUGAGAAACAUUUCUGCCGGGACUGAAAAUAUAUUUAGAAUAAAGAUUCAUACUAAGUGCAACUUUGUGAGACUAAAGUUUCUACUAAGGAAUAUAUAGUGUCUAGAUGGCAUUUUUGCAUUACACACUCAGGCAUGAAAAACAUUAUUCGUUCAUCUUGCUACAGCUGGGAGUUGGCAAACACUGCUCACAAUUCAGGGUGGCGUGUCAGAGGAAACCAAGCACAUGCUUUGUGAAUAGACUUUGCAGAUAACUAGACAGAUUGCAGAAGUAUGUUCCGUUUGAUGUAAGCAGUGUCUCAAAUAUUUGAUUUUUAUAUUAGGGUGUGUGAAUGAAGUAAUAAGCUUAAGAAGGUAUAACAAAGACUUUUUUAAAAAAAUCUUUAAACAUGCACUCAUAGUAGAAAAACAUACUGAAGAUUUAUAUACUGUAUAUAAGGUGUAAAAUGUAAACUACUUAUUAUUCUCAGUUUUCCAGAAGUGAUGACAAACCCAAAAUCUUGGAAAACUAAGACGGGUCUUGUGUUAAAUGAAUGUCCGGCAUUGGCAAACUUCAAAUCUGAAUCACCUAUUUAAAGCAUUACUGUGUCUUGUAGCCUACAUUCCACAACAGCUCUGUUAUUCAGGUAGAUCACUUGAACUGAGCCGUUUGGGACGUAUACUGUAAUAUUUUUCAUUGAGGAACAAUAUCUUAUUCUGUAAAGUAUUUUCCUAUGUGUGACUUUAAACUGUAAAAUGAAACAUUGGUUUUGUGGCUCCAGUGGGAAUAAUAAAUGUAAAUUGUAAACUAGGUUAAAAUAUGUACCGCAUAUAGUAUGUUUUAGAGUUGGAAACUGUUGUCCAUUUAUUUUUAAUUUUCUCAUAACAGUGGUAGUUCCAAGCCAGGUCUCAAGAAUCCCCUAGUCUCUCUGUAAUUUCUGUUAUCUCUCAUCCACUUUGGCAUAGACAAUUUAUACUUUCUCAUUCUUUGUCCAAGUACUGUGGAAAUAUUGUUUCAAGCUCUUCUUCCCAGACUAUCACCCUCUAAAAAUCUCUCUAUUAUUGAAAUCUGGAUGUUCGAUUUGAAACAGCAAGCAGCAUAAUCUACUGCUUAAUUUUCAUUGUUAUAUAUAAACUUCUUCCAGAUAUAAAUGAGUCACGAUAAUGCAAGCAUAGAAAUUUGAAAAUACACAAAAAAUAAAAUUCA
Messenger RNA from Tupaia belangeri chinensis (Chinese tree shrew), 9277 nucleotides. It is a transcript of the gene ADAMTS5, whose product is annotated as ADAM metallopeptidase with thrombospondin type 1 motif 5. Gene Ontology annotation, molecular function: metalloendopeptidase activity; zinc ion binding. The coding region runs from base 152 to 2944 and encodes 930 amino acids. The record is from RefSeq and is a predicted model, not a curated record. Gene Ontology annotation, biological process: extracellular matrix organization; proteolysis. NCBI's taxonomy places the organism in Eukaryota, Metazoa, Chordata, Mammalia, Scandentia, Tupaiidae. The transcript is spliced from 8 exons.